Molecule: messenger RNA, 2338 nt
Organism: Hypoxylon trugodes
Lineage: Eukaryota; Fungi; Ascomycota; Sordariomycetes; Xylariales; Hypoxylaceae
Exons: 2
Coding region: 506-2056 (516 amino acids)
Biological process (GO): vacuole fusion, non-autophagic
Cellular component (GO): fungal-type vacuole membrane
Molecular function (GO): phospholipid binding
Source: RefSeq, a predicted model, not a curated record
GGUGGAGUCGGAUCACAAGAUAGCUGCAUAAAUCGAGCCUAGUAUUUUAACCUUUGCUUCCGAAACAAGAUUUCCAAGGGUUUUUAUAUCAUUUUCUCUUAUCAGCUGCUCAACAUUUUCUAUCUCUGAUUCUCUAAAUUAUUCAACUUUUUGUCCCGUCGUGCCCGGCUGUCAAAACACUCUGCUCUCGCUUCAUACGCUCUGUCCGAUUUGUGUUAUCCUCUAUUUUGAACAUGAUGAUCCAACCUAUACUAUUGCUAUUAGCCUACUAAGCAACAGCCGACUCUACUACUCGAGCGGCUAGGUAUCAUCACCAACCUAUCCAUAAUCUAUACUACCCUAGACUAUUAAAAGAUAGACCCAACGAACCCCGUUGCUACGCCAUCGGAUCUCCUCAGCCCUCAGGAUAUUACCAACGUAAACAAACCCCACCGACCAGUAGCAUCCCUCCGAUAAUUUACCCUACGAAAAUCCUCACACGAAAAGCAAGGCAAAAAGCAAAAAAAUGGCAACGGCACGACCGGCAUCGGGCCGGCCGCCGUCUCCCUCCCCCUCUCAAGUUCCUCUUCCAGCAUCUCCAACAUACUCCUACGCCUCAACAGCCAAUCCGCUCUCAUCCUACAACCUACCUCUCCCACCACCACCUCGGCCCGCACACGCAGUCCUUACCAAAGCCGACCUCGACCAAUCCCAACUCGCAUACUCCGACCUCCUAGCCACAGCCAAAUCAUACCGAAUCGCUCUCUCAUCCCUCUCCACCGCAGCCUCAGCCUUCGGGUCCGCACUCGAAGCCUGCGCACGACUAAAAGAAUCGCGCGCGGACGCCCUAGGACCACCCGGCGGCGCUAGUCUAACGAAUAGCUUCACGACCAAGAACUCAUGCACAGCGGACCUCCUCCUCAGCGCUAGCGGCGUGCACCACCUAAUCGCAAACCACCAACAAAUCCUCUCCGAAACUGUAUACCGGUCCUUCGAAGUUCCCCUACUCCACGAGCUCGAUCGAUGGCGGCGCGCAAUCGAAGAUGAGGACGAGACCUAUAAACGAGAAGUCGCUACGCGAAGUAGGGAAAUCCGUCGACUAGAGAAGGAAGGGUUGAAAUUGCAUAGACAGAGUCGAAGACGCGAUGUCGCUAAAUUUCGCGAGCAUUUGGUUACGCUGACGAGUAAAUUGGAUGGGCUGACUUCGUUGCAUGCCGGGCAUGCGCGGACUUUGCUGCGCGAUUCCCAGGAAACGUCGACGAGGAUCUUGGAUGCGAGUUGCUCGUUGGUGCGGGCUGAGGUUGAUAUUUUUGAGGGUUUGGCGAGGAAAGGUUGGACUGGAGGUGGGCUUGACGAUUUAUUGGAGAAAGGUCAGGAUCUAUUCGCCAGUGAAGAGGAUGUGCCUGCUGCGGUAGCGACGGCGGGUGGUGCGGUGGCGGUUGUAGCGGCUGGGACUGGGAAUGCGAUUGAUGGGGGGGCGAAGCUGUUUAGUAUACUACCGCCUAAAAGCAUUCUCGCGAACGACGCUGCUUCGGACUCUGGACGUACAGCACGAGGCCAUGGGCGUGCGGAUAGCCUAUUGGUUGAUUCCGAGGACCAGUAUCAAAGCCUAACAGGGGCUAUAGAUCACCAAGAUCGCGGGAGAGAAGAGGGUGCUGGGAAGAAGGGAGGUGACACAGAAAGCAUAUUCUCCGAAUCAAACACGAGCCGCGGUCUACGGCCGUUUAGUCCACAGCCUAUACGGCGGCGGCCCACGGAUGUCAUAAUGGACCCGGAAUUUCUAUUAUCAGGUGAUGACGAACCUGGAAACGGUACCCCUGAAGAUGAUGGCGAUGAUGAUUCAUAUGAUGCUGCGACUGUUAAGGGCGCUAGGGACGCAUCAGCUCAGGGGCUAGGUAUAGCGCCAGGAGCACGAGGGUCCGUACAACGUAUAUCAUCAGAUGAUGACAAUCGAAACGGAGAAUCUGAAUCACCAUGGAGGGAUGAAAGGACACGGCAGAGGUCAAGCAGUAGUGUCAAUCGCGUCCAAGGUUUCCCUCCACUGCCAGCAAGUGAAGAUGGGAUGGAUGAUAGAUGAUAGAUUAGGGUGUUUGUCUAGUUUGGUUACAUUGGAAGUAUACUCCUAGUAUUGAUACACAAGACGGGUUUAAAUAUCAUUGUUACACGAGUAUGAUUAAAGAUGAUGUGGGUAGGGAGGUCGACAAUGCGAUAGCGCCGUUAUGAGUUACGGUACACGCAUACAGAUACAGAUGGGAUGGAUGAGUUGGUUAUUACUCUCAUCAUGACUAUAAAGGUAGAUCAAUAGAUGAAAGACACUUCAUCAGUUCAAACAAGUUUAAUACUGACAUUUCAUCUUGAG